CCCCUUUAGCCAGUAUGCGAGCAGGAAGGUCAAAGGCAAAGAGAAAGUUAAUAAUGCCUGCUAAUGGUGCUAACAAUUCAGGAUGAAUCUUGUCAAAAGUUUUUUCUGGAAGUGUGGGUCUUUGAUUGUGUUUCCCGAAAGCAAGACCAAUCAUUUCCGUUUAUUCACUGGCUAAACCCCUACUUGAUUGGGGACAAGGACAGAAACCAUCCAUUACGAUCUGAUAUAUUAUCCAAACAAUUUAGUGUAUUCAUGAGGUAACUGAAACGUGGGGGCUGCGAAAUUACCCGUAAUCAAUUGCAACAGCGAGUGUGCGUCCCCCGGGUGUCGGACAACCACAACUCGGCGGUCUCAGUAACAGGCGGAGCCGCAGCGUUUUUGGAGUUGCGCUGUUCGCUACCUGAUCGCCAGGCUGGGGACACUGGACGUGCUCAGAGAAGGCGAGCGCUGACGAGGCGGCCUCGCUACUGCUCCGCCGGGAUCCUGGACCAGACCUGCCGCCUGUCGUACUAGCGCGUCACUCUCCUGUCGCCGCUGACCCUCCGCGGCCGCCGAAGCCACCCCGCGGGGACAUUCAUUCUCGCGGGCGACGGAGCUUAGGGGCUGCGUUGUAGGGGUUUUGUCCCCUUCUGCCUCUUUUUUUCCUCCCCCUCCCCCUUUUCUUCUUUUCUGUGUUGUUUUGCCUAUGUUCGGGAAACCAGACAAAAUGGACGUCCGGUGCCACUCGGACACCGAGGCCGCCAGGGUCUCGAAGAACGCUCACAAGGAGAGCCGGGAGAUCAAGGGCGCCGAGGGGAGCCUUCCGGCCGCCUUCCUCAAGGAGCCGCAGGGCGCCUUUUCGGCGUCUGGCGCUUCGGAAGAUUGUAACAAAAGUAAAUCCAAUUCCUCCGCAGACCCGGAUUACUGUCGCCGGAUCCUAGUCCGAGAUGCCAAAGGGUCUAUCCGAGAAAUCAUCCUGCCCAAGGGCUUGGACCUGGACCGGCCCAAGAGGACACGCACGUCCUUCACGGCGGAGCAGCUCUACCGGCUGGAGAUGGAGUUCCAGCGUUGCCAAUAUGUGGUGGGCCGGGAGAGAACCGAGUUGGCCCGGCAGCUGAAUCUGUCCGAGACCCAGGUGAAGGUCUGGUUCCAGAAUCGGCGAACCAAGCAGAAGAAGGACCAGGGCAAGGACUCCGAGCUGCGCUCGGUGGUGUCAGAGACCGCCGCCACGUGCAGCGUGCUGCGGCUGUUGGAGCAGGGCCGCCUGCUGUCGCCGCCCGGCCUGCCUGCCCUGCUACCUCCCUGUGCUACCGGCGCUCUCGGGUCGGCGUUGCGCGGGCCCAGCCUCCCGGCCCUGAGUGCUGGCGCUGCGGCGGGCUCGGCCGCUGCUGCCGCCGCCGCCGCCGCCGCUACUGCCCCAGGCCCCGCAGGCGCAGCGUCUCAGCACCCGCCUGCCGUGGGCGGCGCUCCCGGCCCAGGGCCUGCGGGGCCCGGGGGACUGCACGCGGGAGCACCCGCUGCCAGCCACGGUCUCUUCAGCCUGCCGGUGCCGUCGCUGCUAGGCUCUGUUGCAAGCCGCCUUUCCUCGGCCCCGUUGACGAUGGCUGGUUCGCUAGCCGGGAAUUUGCAAGAACUUUCAGCCCGGUACCUGAGUUCCUCGGCCUUCGAGCCUUACUCCCGGACCAACAAUAAAGAAGGGGCCGAGAAAAAAGCGCUGGACUGAUUUUCAGUGUUACCCUGUAUUUAUAUUUAUAACAUCUAUUGUGGUGGUAUUUAUGGACUCGCGCGCGCGUUAGGCGCCCAGUGCUCCUGCGCUGGCCUUCCUGCCCCCCCUAGGCCUCUGACUGC
Messenger RNA from Phodopus roborovskii (desert hamster), 1827 nucleotides. It is a transcript of the gene Vax1, whose product is annotated as ventral anterior homeobox 1. Gene Ontology annotation, molecular function: DNA-binding transcription factor activity, RNA polymerase II-specific; DNA binding. NCBI's taxonomy places the organism in Eukaryota, Metazoa, Chordata, Mammalia, Rodentia, Cricetidae. The coding region runs from base 686 to 1702 and encodes 338 amino acids. The transcript has 3 exons. The record is from RefSeq and is a predicted model, not a curated record. Gene Ontology annotation, biological process: neuron differentiation; central nervous system development; brain development.